GUGAGUAUGUGUAUUAGUAUGCUUUCAGAGGUGUUGAAUGUAGAAGCUGUGUAUACAUAUACAUCAUUAUGUGCCGCAAAUAUUUUAACAAUCGUGGAAAAACCGAUAUCUGUCGGAUAGAGUGCGUUGUGUGUGACAAAAAUCUUUGCGUAGGAAAUGUGAAACAUAAAUCAUGUGCCUCACCAAAAAUUUUGCUGAAUACUACGCAACACAAAAUGUUGAAAUGUGGACCAGGCUUUAGGUAACAAAAAAUAUAACCUCGAAAUGGGAAAGUUUUCCCUAUUUAGUAUUUAUUGAGUAAUCAUUACUUCUUAGUUCUUACUGACUUAAUUCUUACAAUUUUUUCAUAGACAAAUUGAACGUUGUGAUGACAUUUUAUCUGAAGCCACCCAGGGGAAAUUUAAAUCUAUACAUUUUGGAAGAUUGUAUAAAAGAAAGACUGUUAUGUUACAAUUACUUGAAAAAUGGAAGCGUUGACUUAACUAACUUUCAAUAUUUAGUGGAAGAUAGUUCCUUGGACCGAACAGGUCAUUUUAUAUUGAGACUAAUGGCCUGCUGCAAUCACACCUUUGAAUAUGAUUUUGUACAAAAAGAAUUGAAGUUAUUAGAAGUAAGAUUAAUUUCGUAUGAUAUGGGAGAUGUAAAAAUUUUCCUAAAGCGAAUAUUAAAACAUACACGAGAAAUAAUAAGUGAUAACACGAACAAAGACUUGUUUGAAAUUUUUUUUGUUUUUUUAAAGGUGAUAUGUCUAAUGCUAUCUAAUGUUUUCUUAAAACACAUAUUUACAAUUGGACGAAAUGGUUGUUUUAUUGGUUGUAACUUGUUUGUAAUAGAAGUACCAUAUUAUUUUUGUUUAUCAAUGACAGCAAAUAGAGUGGUCAUAAUAAAAAAUGGUUUGGCACAAGUGCCUUGCACUUUAUGGAAAGAUUUGUUACUGGGUUUAUACUUCACCUACCUCAAGAAAGUUAUGAAAUGUUUGAAAUAUUCAGGAUACAUAACUUGUACUUUAGAAGAUUCAAGAAUACAGAAUAUUUUCCAAUUAGUCAAGAAUUACACUUCAGGAAAGAAUGUGAGGACAAUGGAAAAUGAAUCAUCAUUUAUUAACUUUAACAAUAUUUCAAAUGAAUCAAAGUUUUUUCCACUUUGUAUGCAGAAUUUGUUUAAGGUGUUGGAAAGAACAAAUCGUUUGUGUUAUAAUGAUAGGUUUGAUUUUAGUUUAUAUAUGAAGACUAUAGGUAUGUCUAUGUCAGAUUCACUAAAAUUUUGGGAAAAUACAUAUUCAAAGGAAUGUAGCACCAGUUCCAGAUGCUCACAUAGUUGGCAGAAAAAUGGAAAACGCUACAUCUAUGGAAUUAGACAUCUAUAUGGUCUGGAAGGUUCAAGAAAGGAUUAUCACUGUCGUUCCUGCACAUUUCUACAGGAAAGAUCACUGGGUGCUAGGGACGAAGGAGGUUGCCCUUUUAGAAAAUUUGAUGACAAUAAUUUAAGAGCUAUUUUGAAAACAAUUUUCCCAAACAAUCCAGAUGAAAUAGAAGUGAUGAUUUAUGAAAGAAAUAAUGAUCCUAAUGUAGCCUGUAAUUUAUUUUUCAAUAUUGUAUUUAAUAUUAUGACUAGGAAGCAGUUGAAUCAAAGUAUGACUUUUGGUAGUCCUGCAAACUAUUAUUUUCAGUUGAAAAAACUGCUUGCUAAGGAGAGCUGAAAAACAUUUUUCAUAAUGUUUAGUAUAAAAAAUAUUAUUUUCAACAUAUUUUUGAUAGUUAUGAUAAUUGGAGAAAAUGUGAUUCAUAUAAAAUAAAAGCAUAUUGUGAAAUGUGAGUCUGCAACCACUGUUUUAUUUGCGAAAAAUAUUCCAAUCGCGGUUAAAUUAAGAGUACUGCACCAAUGUCAUCUGAAACGUAAAUACCAUUUUGUAGCCCAUCAAAAUUGCAACCUAAAAUAAUAAAAUAUAGAAAGACA
This is a messenger RNA of Diorhabda carinulata, 1956 nucleotides long. RefSeq lists its product as uncharacterized. The record is from RefSeq and is a predicted model, not a curated record. Gene Ontology annotation, biological process: DNA replication, synthesis of primer. Gene Ontology annotation, cellular component: alpha DNA polymerase:primase complex. NCBI's taxonomy places the organism in Eukaryota, Metazoa, Arthropoda, Insecta, Coleoptera, Chrysomelidae. The coding region runs from base 368 to 1699 and encodes 443 amino acids. The transcript is spliced from 4 exons.